UUGGCAGGGGAGGGAGGAAACCUCUCAGCUCCCUCUCUUCUGCUACGUGCAAAGGAAAGAAAUCCUGCCAGACAAAUGAUCAUUUUUCUCUUACUAGCCAACCAGUGGUGAGUGGGAGCCCGGGGCAUCAGGACCUUGCCCGUUCUAUGCCAGAACCCAUCGCAGUGCCCAACCGCAGCAUUGGGAUUCGCUAUAAAGAUCAACCUCUGGACCUUACAUCUGCCUCUUCCCUGGCCCAUCAAUGAGCCCGGAUUUCCAGCACUAUAGCUUCAGGAUGCCUAAUAUUGGAUUCCAGAACCUCCCCCUCAACAUCUACAUCGUGGUGUUCGGCACUGCAAUAUUCGUCUUCAUCCUGAGCCUCCUCUUCUGCUGCUACCUGAUACGGUUGCGACAUCAGACGCGUAAGGAGCUGUAUGCAUAUAAACAGGUCAUUUUAAAAGAAAAAGUAAAAGAGCUGAAUCUCUAUGAGGUUUGUGCUGUUUGCCUAGAAGAAUUCAAGCCUAAGGAUGAGCUGGGUAUAUGUCCGUGCAAGCAUGCCUUUCACAGAAAGUGCCUCAUUAAAUGGCUGGAAGUGCGGAAAGUUUGCCCCCUGUGUAACAUGCCCGUCCUGCAAUUGGCACAACUACACAGCAAGCAGGAGCACGGACCUCCACAGGGGCCGCUGCCCGGAGCGGAGAACAUUGUAUAGCUUACAGCUAACGUGUCAUCGUGGGUCGCCCCUACGAGGAGCCACACAUCACAUGUCCUUACCCUGCUUCCAUGGGGCAGAUCCCAGAAUAUUGGUCGGCAGCUGAUGGAUUCCUGCGACAUUCUCCGACAUGGAUAUGUGGACUCUGUAGCAACCAAAGCACUUUCAUCGCCUGCCUCUGUGCGUUGAGACGCGAGGGAACUUGGCAGCAGUAUUUUGGCCUUGGACAAGCACUUUACAAGAUUUCGCUGAGACUCUUCCCCUCCCCCCCCCCUUUUUAACAUUUUUAUAUAGAAAUCUUUACUAGAAGUUUUCACUGUGCCAGGGCCAGAGAUGGCACAACUGUCCAUUUGCAAAGGGAAGGGAUGGCAACAAACCCAGAUGGAGUAAUGGCGCGCUAUGCAAACUGCUUACCGUAAAACCGCGCACCUAUCCUGUACACCUGCGUCUAUAUGUAAACCCUCGGCAGUAUGAACUGAUGUGGUUUUCUUAGUGUGCCCGUCACUGGCAUGCAGCCAUUUUGUCAGUUUGACCAAUAUUCCAUUUGUUAGGUCUAGUUACGGCAUCGAGGUAUGAGUCACGAGUCGCCUCGGUGCUGAAAUCCAUCGCCAGUGAUUCAACACCCAAUGUUUUAGGUGAAUUUUGCUGAUCGUUGGUCGGUUGCACUACUGGAUUCAUCCUGAAUGUUUGUCAGGACCCCAAAAAAUUCCUGUGUUUCAUCCGCUAUAAAUCAAAGCUAUACACGUCAGAUUUAAAGGGGAGCUCCAAAAUCGAUUACCCUCCCCACCCCGUCAUAGUUUUAAAUAUGUGAAAACGCUUUCUUAAUAUCUUAUUCUCAUACCGAGUUAUUGUAAUUUAAUUUUGUGUCCCUCUGACAACACUUCCUGUCACUGUGCUCUGACACUGGAGGAGAUCUGUCAAAAACUGGUCUAAAUGGAAACAUGGCAACCAAUCAGAUCCCACCUUUCAUUUUUCAGAGCCCCUUUGGAAAAUGAAAACAAUCUUAUUGGUUGAUAGGGGCUACAAAAUCAGUUUUCCAGUUUUAAGGACACUCCCCCGAGGUUCCUUCAGCAUCCAGUUUUAAGGACACUCCCCCGAGGUUCCUUCAGCAUCCAGUUUUAAGGACACUCCCCCGAGGUUCCUUCAGCAUCUAGCUUUCAUGUAUUUACCACAGCCGAGAGAAUAAAGGGGUGGUUACCGUGGGGCCCACUGUCCCUGCCAGAGUAGCGACAAUUCGAUACAGGAAUAAGCUAUUGAAAGGCAAAUUUCACAUUUUAAAGGGGAGUUGUACAGGAAGUUCUUAAACUCACCCGGUACCUGCAAAAUUUGUGAAGUGCAUUAAAGAUAGUGGCACUUAGGAAAUGUAAUCCUUUUUAUAACCCCUAAUCAUUCAUGCAGGGCUCUGUUGGCAAGAGUGUCAAUGCCGGGCCACUCAAACGGUUAUUAUGAUAAUAGACGGUAUAAUUUAUAUUUUUCAAAAACUGUCAAUAGAGAGAAAAAUGAAAAUCUAGAUUUUUUUUUUUUUUUUUUUUUUUUUUUUCAGGUUCCUAGAUUCAUAUUUACUGGCCCUUUUAUAUAUUGCUACCGGGGUCCAUCAUGUCGUCUGCCUUCACUGUAUACAAACUAGAGCACUUAAGAUGUAUAAGAUGGGUGACCCGUGAUCCUCCUUGGCACAGAGGAGUCUCGGCAUGUCUCAUAAUAUUACCCAAGGGGUUUUGUCAGGAACUAGUCAAUCAUCUCAAUUUCAGAGGAAAAUGGUGGGGGUUGGAGGCUGAGAAUAGAAGGUGACCACCCUGGUCUCAAGAGCACGGAGGAGCAGAGUAGUCACCUGUGGAGGUGAACCGUUUGAAGGAUUUGGAUUUCAGAAUGGAAGUCCUCACUUUCUAUGAUGCAUGCAGCCAUAGACCUGCCCCAUAUUGCAUUCACUUCUGAGAUUCCAAAAUGGUUUUGGUUCCUGACUUUUGAUUCGCCUUAAAUUAUGAUUUCAUGAAAAUGUAUUAUAAUUUUGGGAGGAGGAGUUGUGACUCUUACAAAUGUUCUCUGGUCAUGUCCAUGGUAAAAACGGUUCUCGGCUGCUUAAACGGGCUUGUCUGGAAUUAAAAAACCAAACAGAUUUUCCUCCAUAAACAGCGCCACGCCUGUCCACAGGUUCCGUGUGGUAUUGCAGCUCAACUACAAUGAAAUGAAUGAGACUAAGCAGUAAUACCGCAUGCAGACAGGUGAUAAUGGUGGCGCUAUUCUGCUGUUCUUGAAAUUGGGUAGCUGUGUUUUUUUUUAUUUUUUGUUUUUUUUUUUCCAUUCCUUUAGCUACAGAAAUUGCUUCUGGCUCUACCUAAUCUUAGGACCUCGCACAUAAGGUCCUGCACAUGCCCUGUCCUACAUCGAUUUUCAUAAUUGUUUCUUCAGAAAUCUUUCAGCCUGGAUAGUCUAUUAUCUAGUCCAGUGUUUCCCAACCAGUGUGCCUCCAGCUGUUGCAAAACUACAACUCCCAGCAUGCCCGCACAGCCAAAGGCAUGUCUGGGCAUGCUGGGAGUUGGUUUUGCAACAGCUGGAGGCACACUGGUUGGGAAACACUGAUAUAGUCUGUCCCAUUGUGUUAUUUCCAGUAUUUUGUCUCCAAGGCCUCACUUUAUUUGGCACUUUUUUUUUUUUUUUUUUUUUUUUUUUUUAGCUGUAAAAGGCUUAUUGAUGUGAAAUGUGAUGGAUGCAAAAACAAAAGUUUACAUAUGCCAUUUAUCUACAUAAAAAGUUGAGUUACAGUGUAAAUAUAUUACUUAUCCUGUACUGAUCCUGAGUUACAUCCUGUAUAAUACUCCAGAGCUGCACUCACUAUUCUGCUGGAGGAGUCACUGUGUACAUUCAUUACAUUACUGAUCCUGAUUUACAUCCUGUAUUCUACUCCAGAGCUGCACUCACUAUUCUGCUGGUGCAGUCACUGUGUACAUACAUUACUUAUCCUGUGUUGUACUGCAGAGCUGCACUCACAAUUCUGCAGGCUUUUUUUUAUAUCUCGCAAUAAUCCCUCUUUUUCAGUGUCUGCCCAGAGCUUGCUUUGGUAAUGUGUUGGGAGGCGUUGUCUUUACACCAGACACUAUACCAGGCAUGUCCAAACUGCGUCCCUCCAGCUGUUGCAAAACUACAACUCCCAGCAUGCCCUAAUAGCUGUAAGCUACCCAGGCAUGCUGGGAGUUGUAGUUUUGCAACAGCUGGAGGGCCGCAGUUUGGACAUGCCUGCACUAUACAGUAAACUAACACAGGAAAAUCUGACUUUUCCCCAACAUUAAAGGAGUUCAGCUGUGCCACUUCACAUAAGGCAUCAGCCAGCAGAAUUGCGAGUGCAGCUCUGCAGGUUUAUAUAAUUGAUGACUCGUGAUCAGUACAGGAUAACUAAUGCAAAUGACUCAGCUUUUUAUGCAGACUUGGUCUAGAUGUACGUUGUAUAGAUUUCAUGCAACUUAAGUAUUGCCAAUAUUAACUAACUUUGUUAGUGCUUUGACAGUGCCGUGGAUUUCCGCGUCGCGGUAUUACGCGUCCAUUCCCGUUCAUUCAUUGAACUCCAUUUUCAUUCUGUAGAUUGAGUUACACAAAUCUCCCAGCAAGUGCCAGUGGGGUUGCUGAGCUGUACGGUCCCGGCCUGUUGUACCCUCCGGGGCCCUCAGUUUAUAGAGUCCCAGCCCGAAAAGGCAUCUACCCUUUUAAGUAUUUCAGAAUAAGUAAGCCUAAUUAAUCUGUGAGCACUUCUAAUAGACAAUAAAAAUAAAAUAAAAAAAACUAUAAAAAAAGUAAAAUAUUGACCAAACUUUUUGGAUUGUUGGUUGAUCCAUGAUGUACAGUAUCUACAGCUUUGGUACUGUUCUUUCAAUCCAUAAUGUGCUACUCCAGUGGACGAGCCAUCCAUGAUUUAAAAGAAAAAAAGAAUAAAAAUUAAAGUGUUUUUUAGCUUUUUGAUUCCAUAUGAAUCGCCCAUGGUGAUUGGUUAAGUAUAGUGUACUGGUAAAUUUCUAGUCGUGCCUGAGUGAUUAAAUAGUCGAGUGUUCAUACUUGCCUAUAGGAAGAUGUCUGUAGAGUAUACAAUGGGUUUUAGGGUAUUUUUGGUAUUAUUACUUGUUGGAUCUCUUUGGAUUUAUCCGCCCUCUGGUGACAUUAGCUAAUUAUAUUUGCAUUUUUCUUUUCUUUGCGGUGUCUCAUAAAAAAAAAAGUCGGCAUCAUUUGGUCAAAUCGGUUGACAAUUUUUGUCCCUUUAAAUGGACCAUGGUGGCAGCCAUCUUGUGGUGUAAAAAAAUAAAAAAAAAUUUUUAAAAAAAAAUCUUAACUAGCAGAAUAUUAACUGGAAACUAGUCAGAUAACUUCACUGGGAAGCUGCCUAACUAGUAUUAUGUGGAAAUGGAUUGGUUGAUUGUAUCUUUGCCACACAAAUGGAGGCAGCCAUUUUGUAGGCCGAACCAAUCUGUCAGAAAGUUAGGGGACGUCAGUUUCCUUUUGUAAUGGGUUACAGUGCAUGACUGGCCUUCAUGGUUGUGUACAGGUAAUCCCAACAAAAGUGUUGCCACUGAUGUACAGACAAUAGAUUUGUCCCCCCUGUAUUAUUAUUAUAUUUUUUUUUUUAUAAAGCCUGUCCAAUAAAUGUCACUUGGUAUCAUAUCGAUAGUGAUAGGUCCAGUCCCUGGCCACGUGAAUAGUGCACCAAUUAACACUUUAAAGGGCAAUUGCAGACAGAGGGGGAGAGAGUUUCCUAGACCUUUGUAUCUAUGCUAGUGCCCAUAGGGGGCAGUAUUAACGCAUUGAAAGUUGAUCUAGUGAAUCUAUUCGGAAUUAAAAAAAAUAAAAAAUUAAGACUGAGUGACAGCCAUUUUAUGUGCUAAUGUCACUCAGCAGAGUCAACAAUGAGCAUAAAAAAACUCCGAUAUCGAACGGAGUAUGAAUCUGUGCUCCAUUAUUAUGCCUGGUGGGAGUGGUAUCUAGAAUUUAAAAUGAGCGGUGGUGCCAAUGACUUAAUCUAUCCGUCAUUCCUAGUUUGUACUCUCUAGAAGAAUAUGCCAGGGGCAAUGACGAGUGUCGCGGCCCUUUAUUUAUUAUUAUUUAAAUAAAAAAAUUAUCUGUAUUUUUGUGUUUCGAAAUAACCUUUUUAUAUACCGUCACGUGUUCAGUAAGUCUCGGUGUCGCGAGAUUAGGCCUCAUGCACACGCCUGUAUCUGUUUUGCAGGCCGCAAAUAGCGGGUCUAUGUGCUGUCCGACUUUUUUUCAGAACCCACUGACUUCAAUGAGCCCUUAGAACAUGUUCUAUAUUUUUGCAGAAUGGACAUAUGGAUGUUAUUCCCGAAAGAGAUGGAACAUGGCCUACACGUGUCCGCAUAAUGCAGACCGCAGACCCAUGAAGUCAAUGGGUCCGCAAAUAAGGUGAAUGCAACACGGACCGCAUUCCGUAUUUUGUGGAUCUGCCGUUUGCAGACAAAUACAUCCGGUCAUGUACAUGAGGCCUACAGGAAACUCCUAAUAUAGUGUUUUAUACUGAAGAAAUGUUUUUGUUUUUUUUCUCAUUUACACUUUUAUUUCCCCCCCCCUUUAUUUUGCGGCGUUUACUUGUCCUUCAGUCCAAUGUUCUAUUGUCCAGUCAGUGCUUUUUGUUUGUUUCUGUUUUGUUUGUGAGACCUCAGGUUCUCGGUUUCAUAGACGUGUUUGUACACUAAAGAGAAAAUUCUGCAGCAGAAUAUUUUUUAAAACGUAAAUAAAAAAACUCACUUUUUUUGUAAGCUAUAUUUUUGUAUAUUUAAUUUCUAUUAAAUACUGUGUUUUUGCUAACUACGGUAUUCAUAUGAAAGAAGAAAACUGUUUUGCAUGCGAUUUGACUUGAACUGUAAAUAAAGAAGAACUUCGGAAAA
Bufo gargarizans (Asiatic toad) is the source of this 6567-nucleotide messenger RNA. It is a transcript of the gene RNF24, whose product is annotated as ring finger protein 24. The record is from RefSeq and is a predicted model, not a curated record. Gene Ontology annotation, molecular function: ubiquitin protein ligase activity; zinc ion binding. The transcript is spliced from 6 exons. NCBI's taxonomy places the organism in Eukaryota, Metazoa, Chordata, Amphibia, Anura, Bufonidae. Gene Ontology annotation, cellular component: endomembrane system. Bases 242 to 688 code for a protein of 148 amino acids.